Molecule: messenger RNA, 1869 nt
Organism: Histoplasma capsulatum G186AR
Lineage: Eukaryota; Fungi; Ascomycota; Eurotiomycetes; Onygenales; Ajellomycetaceae
Exons: 2
Coding region: 1-1869 (622 amino acids)
Source: RefSeq, a predicted model, not a curated record
AUGGAGCGGAUCUCAGAAGCCGAGCUUCAGAGCAUACUGCAAGAGGCGAAAAAUGACCUGACUAAACUGCUCACCGAUGCCACCACGAACACCACGCAAAUUGGCAUCGCCCGAGAGCGGGUAGAAAUCAUGAACGAACAAUGGACAACAGCACGGCCGCAGGUUGUCGGAACGUAUGGUGGAAUGGCCGCAUCAUUGCAGGCCAAAAUGAAAAAGAUGUCAAUGUGGUACGAGAACGCAACGAAUGCAGCCGCAGAGAAGGUGGCAUACGAAACGACGAGCUAUGAUCGAUUGAGCAGUCAUAAAAGGAAGGACGCGGAGCACUACGCAUUCGCAAACGCUUGGGCUCGUUCCAAAUAUGAAUUCUUUGUAUGGUAUAAGAAUGAAUAUACAGGCGUGACGUCCAUCUGGGAAUCGAACCCGCUGAUCCCCAGGCUGACGGCGGCAAUCAGAGAUGAGUUUCAGGCUUGGUUCCAGAAGCAGGUUGUCACCCAGAAACUGCUAGAUCAAUCUUCUGAAUCUGCCAUGCACGAUUUUUUAAGUGAGCGGCCGGAUGUGGUUGUCCUCCUAAACCUAAUUCCCCGUUUGCCGACAACCAAGACGCAAACCCAGGGCACCAUCGACCGCCCGACAGCUGUUACAGCCAUCGAAAUCACGCUAUCUUUGGUGCCGUUUUUAGGAAACGCGAUAGCAUUGUAUGAAGUGUGGACAGGGCGCGAUUUAUUCGGCUACGACCUGAGCCCUGUUGAACAAGCCAUUCUUGCCGCUUCUAUUCUUUUACCCAUCGCUGGCAGAAUGGUUAAAGGGGGUAGGGCACUCUACACAGAAUCACGACUCGUCAAACUCUAUGGAAAAGAUGCGACCUCGUGGGGGAAAGUUAUGAACGCCUCUGCACGAGCUAGCGAAAAACAAGCGGUAAUUCGAUCAAUAGAGGCUGGGGAGGAAGCUCUAGCGACGCUCGGCCGAGUUGAAGGAAAAAUUGCCCAGGAAGCUGCGGCUGCUGUGAAAGCUGUGGUUACUUCGCCCGUCGCCAUUCCCAAUGUGGUGGCACCAGAGACCAAAGUCCUUUGGCAAACACUUUCUAAGAGAUACCCAAUCUUGGACAAGUUGGACGAAAUCGCCGUGGACAGGAUCCUCAGAAAAGGCCCCAAUGUAGAUCACAUCAAAGGACAAUUGCUUGAGGAGCUGGCAGGGUCACAUAUAAUUCCUAUGCUGAGGGAACGACAUGCUGGAUUUGCGUUGGGAGUAAAGGUGCCCAAAGGAAAAACUUUGGAGUUCGUCCCUGGCUAUUCGAUUAUGGACGCCUCAGGGCGACAAAUUACGGACGGCAUGCUCGGAUACACGGAUAAGCAGGUGUUCAAUAUCCUGGCAAUCUUCGAAGCGAAGGCGGGAAGAAAGGGUGCCAGAGAGUUGACCGUGACGACGACGAGAGUCGCGAAAAUGAGUCAAGAUAGCCUCCUCGAAAUCAAGGCAGCGGCUAAAGAUUUUUGGUUAAAUGCAAGAACGAUCGCACGAAACAACAAGCAGCCUUUUUCUAAGACGGUGGCUGACUUUGAAAAACAGCUCCUCAAAACCAAAGACAGUGGUCAACUGCAACGGGAUCUUGAGCGGCUUAGUCGAAACGCCGGAAAGUCGUUGACCAAGAUUUACAUCGGUGAGGUAAAUACAGCCGUUCGAAUAAGUCCGACCAACACAAAGUUCUUUGGAAUCCUUCCACAGGGAAUAAGAAUCAGCUUAGUGGAAGCUGAAGCCAAAGCUGCUGGCUUUAAAUUUGAAGCAUUAGCUGUGCCAAUGCACAAAACGGACUUGGCAGCAGUAGCAAAGGAGCUUGUCCCACAUGCAACACAGAUGGUGUCGAAAGCUCCGUAG